AAAAAAGUCAGGAUAUUGUGUCCUCUACAUCUCCCCGUCUGUGCUGCUGAAAUAUCUCUCCCAGUGAAGAGUUCUUUACACCUACUUCAUCCAUCAUUCACUCUUCCUUCUUCUUGUUCUCGGCCCUUCUUUCCAUCUUCUAUAAUCCCUGUUCGGGGGGCCCUUUCCUACGCCGUAGCGCCAAAACACAAUCACCGAAAGCUGUCGGGCUGUUGCUCAGCAGCCAGUGAUUCCGCCAACAUGUUUAUGCUUCGCAGUGUGAGCAAGUUGUUCUUUGGAGAUACUUCCAAGGAAUCAAUUAUCGACAUCCCCCAGGGCCAGCUUUACCUGGUCCGCCCGCUUUCACCCAAAGGCUAUUCCGAGCUCAUUUUCAAAGACGCCGCUGCCUCUAUCCGACGAACCGGCCAGGAAUUCCAGUACCAACUCGUUAUUCAAAGGGCUUACGAGGAAGGCGAGGAGGAGCUUGCCGAUGACGAAGACGGCGAAGGUGUUGCUGACAGUUUAGACAAAGACGAGAAAAUUUUCCUCCUUGAUCAAACUCUCCAUUUUCGUUCCGAACUCCGCGAAGGAGGCUCAAAAAUCCUGGCUUGGAGAGAUCUGAGUGGCGACGUGGGUGAUCUUUUUGAAUUCAUUUGCGACCCCUCCGUUCCGUCGGAAAAAGUCGCCACCUUCGAGCUAGCUGCUGUUCAGUGUCAAUACGAGCGCAAGUAUCGUCGAAGCGCCCAGAAAGCGACACAGGAAGAGCUCCAGCAAUUUUCCUUUGAGGAAGAGCAGCCAAUUCCCUCCGCAAGCCCUAUCGCAUCUCCAACCAAGUCUUGCACGCACUCGUUAGCAUCUGGAGAUUCCACCAUGGCCAGGGAUGCUGAAUAUACCCGGUCUAAGAAGCAGCUCAAGUCUGCUGGUGGAGAUGAGCCUACUGUCGCUCCGCCCUCUGCAAGCCACCCAGAAGCUAGGGAAAUUCUCGCCCAGCAAAAGGCAGAGUUACACCUUUUCGAUUUCCCUACCGGGAGCUUCGUUCUCCAGGAUGCCAAUGUGACUGCCACAGUAUCAGAAGUAGGCGAUUGGCAAUAUUGGCUCCAGAUCAGCGGCGAGGAUAAGGACUGGCUGGGCCAGGCUGUAGUUGCGGAUAUUAAUCCAGUCUUCAACUUCGAAUAUCUUUCAUUUAUCUUCAAUCACUACGGUGAAGACGGCUCCGCUUAUUCUUGGCUUCUGCGUUUCAAGGAUCAGGUCACUGAAGAGAAGUUCCAGGAGGGUCUAUUGCAGGCUCUAUGGGAACAGCUUAAUGAAACGAAGUGGAACAAAGUCAAAGAUAAUGAUAAGGAGUAUGUCAUGGACGCAUUCCAGGAUCUGGCUAUUGAAGAUGCAGAUCAACAGGAAGCCGAAGCCGAAGCCGAAGCUGAAGAGGAGGAGGAGGAGGAGGACGACGGACAGCGCAGUGAGCACUACGACUCCGAUGAAGAGCAAGAUGAUGUUUCAAAACGGGAAAACGACGGAAAUGUCAACUCUCAGCUUGCUGUCGGCUACAAACACGACCGCUCAUUCGUGGUCCGUGGCUCUAAAAUCGGUGUCUUCAAGCAUACUCCAGAAAAUAACCUUGAGUUUUCAACGAAUAUUUCCAAAGUAGAAACUCCCGAUGGCAAGCUUUUCAGUCCCAAGAAGGUCAUGUUGCAUGCCGAAGACACGAAUAUGAUUCUUCAAAAUGGCGACAACCCUAACUCCCUUUACCGAAUGGAUUUGGAGUAUGGUAAAAUUAUCGAUGAAUGGAAGAUUCAUGAUGACAUCCCAGUGCAGACGUUCGCGCCAGAAAGCAAAUUCUCCCAAAUGACCUCCGCUCAGCCCUUUGUGGGAGCUUCUCACAAUGCCCUCUUCCGCAUUGAUCCUCGUGUAACUGGAAACAAGCUGGUGGACGCGGAACUAAAGCAGUAUGCUAGCAAGAACGAUUUCUCGGCUCUGGCCACCACGGAGAAAGGAUACCUUGCCGUCGCUUCAAAUAAGGGUGAUAUUCGUAUGUUCGAUCGUCUAGGUAUCAACGCAAAGACACAUAUCCCGGCAUUGGGAGAGCCUAUCAUUGGUUUGGAUGUGUCCGCUGAUGGUCGCUGGGUCCUUGCUACCUGUCGCACCUAUCUCCUUCUCAUUGACUCACUGCAGAAGGAUGGCAAGAAUGAAGGAAAGCUUGGCUUCGAACGUUCGUUCGCUAAAGACUCCAAGCCUCAGCCCCGACGUCUUGGUUUGCAGCCCGCGCAUGUUGCGCAAUUUCAACACGAAACGAAGAAACCAGUCGCGUUCACACCCGCUCGAUUCAAUACUGGUGUGGAUAGCCAGGAGACUUCUAUCAUCACGGCUACCGGACCAUACAUUGUCACUUGGAACCUGAAGAAGGUUAUUGCUGGACGCAAGGAUCCCUACACCAUUAAGCGUUACUCAGAGGAGGUCAUGGCAGAUAACUUCCGAUUUGGUUCGGAUAAGAAUGUCAUCGUCGCACUUCCCAAUGAAGUCAACAUGGUUGCAAAGAGGAGUCUUCAGAGGCCCACCCGCGAAAGCAUUGCUGGUCCAGUCACCCCAAGCCGCCGCAGUACUCGAUGGGGCAGCCGGCUGGGAAGGGAUGACAUUGUUAAUUCGCCUUACUAGAGAG
This is a messenger RNA of Aspergillus ochraceoroseus IBT 24754, 2632 nucleotides long. RefSeq lists its product as uncharacterized. Bases 241 to 2628 code for a protein of 795 amino acids. The transcript is spliced from 3 exons. Gene Ontology annotation, cellular component: cytoplasm; nucleus. The record is from RefSeq and is a predicted model, not a curated record. NCBI's taxonomy places the organism in Eukaryota, Fungi, Ascomycota, Eurotiomycetes, Eurotiales, Aspergillaceae.